Molecule: messenger RNA, 4511 nt
Organism: Ochotona curzoniae (black-lipped pika)
Lineage: Eukaryota; Metazoa; Chordata; Mammalia; Lagomorpha; Ochotonidae
Gene: ZKSCAN5
Product: zinc finger with KRAB and SCAN domains 5
Exons: 4
Coding region: 926-3196 (756 amino acids)
Source: RefSeq, a predicted model, not a curated record
UUCGGAGGCGGCCUGUGUGGGCCCUCGGCCCGUCUCCCUGCCCACCGGCUCUGCCUCCUGGGCGACACCUCUCGCCCACCGUGAGGCGAGGACCUCCGGGAUUCCUAGAGAAGACUCGGAAGUGCCCUUGGGGGUGGGGUUUGUGGCGAAAGCUAGGAUUUGCUUACUUCCGGCGAGGAAGUGUUGCGAACUGUUGGCUUUGGUUUUUUUUUUCUCUCGAUUUAUAAGAAAAAAAUAAAUAAAAAUAAUAAAACAAGUUGUCAGCCUUGGCUGCGGGGAGCUUGUAAUUGCAGGAGAACUCCCAGGGCCUUGAGAGGAGGGCUUGGGGCUUUGCGUCCGUCCGGAGGCGGGGCCUCUCCCUCACCUUGAACGGCCUGUCUCCCUGGGCUAUUUCGGGGUCACAGAAAAUUCCGCAGAGUUCGGGUGUCAAUGUGUCCCGGAAGCCUUGCUUCUCUUCGGGACGAAUGAGGCCUCCCUUGGGUCUGUCAAGCCUCGGUGGCUUGAAGGACAGGGCCGGUUAUUACCAUUCUGAUGUCACCCCUGUGCUGAUCUGAAGCUUGGCUUAGGAUAGUGAGAGGGAGCGAGUACACGUGGACUUCUGGUCCCGUGAGCUCUGUGAAACGGGACGUUUUACAUCUCAAACUGUUCAGUUGGGCGUGAUGCCACAUUGACGUGGCUCUCCGCUACAUGUUUUUUUUUAAAAAAAUGUUGAAGAUCCUCGUAAUGGAUCACUGUUUUCUGAGUGGCUCGAGGGCUGUUUUGUACUCCGCAUCUCUCGGUGAAUCACCUUGUAGGACGGACCUCUUCGCCAUCUCUGUUUGCUAGUGAUGGUUCCUGGUAUGUCAGUAGGUUGUAUGCUUGUGAAGAUCGUCAGCAGCAGAAGACAGAUUGGGGCAGAGGGCCGCAGCCAGCCCCGGGAGUUGGAAUGAUCAUGACAGAACCGCAGGGAGUGAUAGACUUAGACACUCCGGCCGAGACUUCCCGGGAGCAGCAAGACCUCCUGAUAGUGAAGGUGGAGGAAGAAGACUGCACCUGGAUGCAGGAGUGCAGCCCGCCAGCCUCGGAGACUUUUUACCAGCGCUUCAGGCACUUCCGGUACCAGGAGGCCUCGGGACCUCGGGAGGCGCUGAGUCAGCUCCGCGUGCUCUGCUGCGAGUGGCUGAGGCCCGAGCUGCACACCAAGGAGCAGAUCCUGGAGCUGCUGGUGCUGGAGCAGUUCCUGACCAUCCUGCCCGAGGAGUUCCAGGCCUGGGUGCGGGAGCAUCACCCUGAGAGCGGAGAAGAGGCGGUGGCAGUGGUGGAAAGUAUACAGAGAGAACUGGAGCAGCAGCGACAGCAGAUUGUUGCGUGUCCUGAAGUGCUUCCCCAGAAGAUGGUGCCACCUGAAGCAGUGCAGGAGUCCUUUAGUUCCCAGCUCCAGUCCACCGACAGCCCGCCUGAACAAGAGCCACAGAAGCCACAUCUUCUGAAGGAAAAUGGUUAUGAGUCCAGGGACAACAAUAUGGAGCUCAUGGUAAAGCAGAUUCCUGAGGAAGCCGAAUCGCAUUGGAUGAAUCCAGGAAACACUGAAAGGAAUGUUCCUCAGAGUCAAGGGUUUGCAGAAGUUGGUGACCUUAAGGGCGUGGUCCAGAGGUGGCAGGUGAACUCCGCUGUGGGGAAAUCAGGGCAAAAAAAAGAUCUUAGCACUGGAAAAGACCUUAACCGGAAGGAGAACUUAAGCAAUGAGAGAGGUCACAAAUGUCUGGAUUGUGGCAAAUUUUUUCUUCAAGCCUCGAACUUCAUUCAGCAUCGGCGAAUUCACACUGGAGAAAAACCAUUUACAUGUGGUGAAUGUGGGAAGAGCUAUAACCAGCGUGUGCACCUGACUCAACACCAGAGAGUCCACACUGGUGAGAAACCCUAUAAAUGUCAGGUGUGUGGAAAGGCCUUCCGGGUGAGCUCCCAUCUUGUGCAGCAUCACAGUGUCCACAGCGGAGAGAGACCCUAUGGGUGUAAUGAAUGUGGCAAGAACUUUGGUCGCCAUUCACACCUGAUUGAACAUCUGAAACGCCACUUCAGGGAGAAAUCCGCAAGAUGUAGUGACAAAAGAAAUAAGAAUCCAAGAUUGAAUGUUAAGAAAAUGUCAGAAUUUUCAGAAGCAGAAAUGGAGCUAUCAGGAAAAAUCGAAAGAAACAUUUCUCAAGUUGAAGAUUUUGGAGAUGGCUAUGACCACCAAGACAAAGUGGAUAGAAAACCAGGAAUUCCUAUGAAAGACAUACUUGCACAACCCUCUUCAAAGAGGGUGAAUUGCAGUGAAAUCACAUAUGUUCAUAAAAAAUCUUCCACUGGAGAGAGACCACAUAAAUGUAAUAUAUGUGGAAAGAGCUUUAUUCAGAGUGCACAUCUUAUUCAACAUCAACGAAUCCACACUGGGGAGAAACCAUUUAGGUGUGAUGAAUGUGGCAAAAGCUAUAAUCAGCGUGUACACCUUACUCAACAUCAGCGAGUCCACACUGGUGAAAAGCCCUACACCUGUCAUCUCUGUGGUAAAGCCUUUAGAGUGAGAUCCCAUCUUGUUCAGCAUCAGAGUGUGCACAGUGGAGAGAGACCCUUUAAGUGUAAUGAAUGUGGGAAAGGUUUUGGAAGACGUUCACACCUCGCUGGACAUCUGAGGCUCCACUCUAGGGAGAAAUCUCAUCAGUGCAAUGAAUGUGGAGAGGUCUUUUUUCAGUAUGUUAGCCUGAUUGAGCAUCAGGUACUCCACAUGGGUCAGAAAAGUGAGAAAAAUGGCAUUUGUGAGGAAGCAUCUAGUUGGAACUUGACUGUGAUUGAAGAUAAGAAGAUUGAGUUACAAGAGCAACCCUAUAAAUGUGAUAUAUGUGGAAAAGGCUUUGGGUAUAGUUCAGACCUUAUUCAGCAUUACAGAACUCAUACUGUAGAGAAACCCUAUAAAUGUGAUAUAUGUAGAGAAAAUGGCCAGUGUUCCCAUAAAAAGCAACAUCCAAAAAUUUGUUCCAGCACGAAAUCCCAUCAAUGUGAUGAAUGUGGAAGAGGGUUCACUCUGAAGUCACAUCUUCAUCAACAUCAGAGAAUCCAUACUGGAGAGAAGCCCUAUCAAUGUAAAGAAUGUGGGAUGAGUUUUAGUUGGAGUUGUAGCCUCUUUAAACAUCUGAGAUGCCAUGAGAGAACAGAUUCCAUAAGUGCUGUAAGUGUAUAGGUCUUCCUGUCAUACAGCAGUUCUUAGUUUCAGAGACGCCUUCCCGAAGAGAAGCCUUACUCCUACAAUGAGUGUAACAACUUCAAGUUUCUAAAGUUUGUCAUGCCCACAGAUAUGUCCAAAAUGUAGCCUUUAGGAACAUUGGAGAAUCCACAAGAAGUAGAUACCUAUUUGCUUUUCCAUGCUUUGUUUACCAUCUUCAUGCUUGGGAUUAUAGGCAAAGAGAACAAAUGACUAUUGUGGAUGAAGAAAAGUUUCAGGUGACACUCCUUUAUUUGAAAUUCAGAAAAUUGGUACUGGAAAAAUCCCAUGAAUGCAGUGGAUAGAAGCUUGUUUUGUAGUUUUUGCCUUGACAGCCUAUCUAUUCAGGGAAGAGUGCAGUGAAAAAAGAACUUUAGCAUGAUAGCUGUUUGGGUACCUCAUCUAUAGACCCUUUUUAAAGCAAUGAUUAUCCCAACCACUAGAAUACUCAAUCAUUGUUCCCAUCUGAAUAUUAAACUUGUUGAAAAGAAACUGACAACUUAUCUAUUUUGGCAAAAUUGGAAUCAGAGUGGAUUGUAUGAUGUGUGUUUCUCUUGCCGUAUUCAAUCUGCAACUUCUUGAAACACCCCAUGUUGUUUUGAUUCUAGUAGCAUCAAGGUUAUCUAGUGCAAAGAGUUCUAACUAGUAAACUCAGGAGAAACUGUGCUGCUUAGUCACAUCAGAAGGUCAAGAAAGAGGGGCCCUACCGGAGCAGAGAAUGGGCAAAACUGGACUGCAUUGUAUUUUAUGACCCACAAUAAUGAGGGCAGCUAAGUCCGCAGAAAAAAAUUGGGCCAUCUUGAGUUAAGGGUCAGGCAGUCUGUGAACCGAUUCCCAGGUACCGUGAUAGGCCUGUCUUGCGAAUUGAUGGUGUUCAGUCAGAAUGAGUUUAAAUACACUUUGCAGCUAGCGUUGGAAGUUAAUGUAACAAGGAGCAGACUUGACAUGACCCAAUUAGCCAUACCUUGUGGGAAAGUGUUAAUUUUGAGGGGAAAAGAAGAUGGCAUGUGUCCGACUGUUAGCUUUAACCUGUUGGCUACAGGGUGAAAAUGCUUUUGGAGUCUGCUGAGCACUAUCUGGAUUUUGCCUGAGGUACAAUAAUAAAUGCUCAUUAAAUAUUUAUGUGUGGCACACUGGUGAUCUAUCCAGGCUCCUUUAUCAAGUUAGCACACCAAUCUAUGCCACCCAGCUGCUCCCAUUUCUCCAGACUCCAGUGCAAUUGUCCUUGGACAAUGGGAGCUGCUUCAGCAAGAGUUAUCUGUCCUCCACACUCUCAGCCAAUGCCUGAUACGGA